AUGUUAGUCGUCGGUGCAAAAAAUACGUUCGUUAUGAAGCACGUUUUCAAUGAUGUGGCGAGUAUGGAAGUGGGAAAAGCGUACUACGGACCAGAAGAAGAGCAUUUUGGAGUGUCAUGGAGAAUUUGCAUGAUCAGGUGCCCGCUCCGGGGCUACUCCCUUUUAGAAUGUUUGAAGCCACGUGAAACUAAUCCAUGGAAAAUCGAAACAAAAAUUAGUUCAAACAUUUUGAAACCGAAUGGAAACUGGCGUACAUCAUUCAUUUCUCAUGAUUUUUCGCAAAAAUCUCUUGAAAACGCAACUUUUUACGAUUGCGAGCGCACCAGCAGAUAUGUGAUCGAUGGAACAAUGACAAUUAAAUUAGAAGUUGAAAUCCAGAAAAUGUCCGGAUUCGAAAGUCAAAUUUUGAGAAAAUUUGAUGAUGUCGCGGCAAAAGAACUCUCGGAUGUCGUUUUGGUAGCUGGAAGUCAAGAGUUUCAUGUCAACAAAAUGUAUCUCUCCCUGCAUUCGCUUUAUUUCUAA
Messenger RNA from Caenorhabditis briggsae, 522 nucleotides. The coding region runs from base 1 to 522 and encodes 173 amino acids. Gene Ontology annotation, molecular function: protein binding. Lineage: Eukaryota; Metazoa; Nematoda; Chromadorea; Rhabditida; Rhabditidae. The transcript has 2 exons. The record is from RefSeq and is a predicted model, not a curated record.